This is a messenger RNA of Galdieria sulphuraria, 3353 nucleotides long. RefSeq names its product ubiquitin-protein ligase isoform 2. Gene Ontology annotation, molecular function: protein binding. Bases 444 to 3326 code for a protein of 960 amino acids. The record is from RefSeq and is a predicted model, not a curated record. The transcript has 3 exons. NCBI's taxonomy places the organism in Eukaryota, Rhodophyta, Bangiophyceae, Galdieriales, Galdieriaceae.
AUCCUUCAAUGCAGUUUUGGAUUGGUGGUGUUGUUGGUUUUGUCGUGACAUGGCGUUACCCCCUUUGAACCGAUACAAAAGAGUCAGUAAUACAUUGUUCAAGGCAACAGCUUUGACACUAUCUUCUGUCGCAGUAGUUGGAAAUAUAUACAUAUUCGCAAACUUGUUCAGUAUUUUUUCGUAUAGAAGGUCUAAAAAUCAGCUUACCGAAACCAGUACACAAGAAAAUUGAAGUUUCUAAAAAACUGCCAGCUUGAAGAGUUUUAACUUGUUGACAAGGUUGUUGUUUCAAGGGUUCUCUGACCUGUUGGAGAGGUCUUGUUCUGCUUGCGGCGAAAGGUUAUGAAUAUUCUUUAGUGUUUUACUAUUGUGUUUAGAAGAAUGAGUAAAAAUUAUUUUUCUACAUUGGAAUCAUGUGUGCGAACCAUUGUUUCUUAACAUAUAUGAAUAUGGAGCACUUGUUGUCUUUGGAACAUAGCCACUCGUUCAUUCAAACUUGGGAAGGCACAGUGGUCGUUACAGGAAGGAAAGCAAAGCCUCUUUGGUUAGACGGUAUUCAACUGCCACCUUCGGGAAGCGGUGUUUUUUCCUUUGAAGCACGAGGAACUUCGGAUAUAGAUGUACUGUUUUCUUCCUAUCCUGAGAAAGUUUCUGAGGAUGAACAAGUGGAGUUAGAAGAGAAUUUGCACAGAGCCGACUAUGAAGUUGUGAUUGGUAGCCACUGUAACACGAGAAGUGUCAUUCGUAAAAGAGGAGUGUUGAGAGCUUCCAGUUUGGUUGGUGUUGGGAAGGAAAGUGCAGAUUUGAACUCCUUUGGUUCUCCUUCACAUAGUUAUUAUACAACUUGGGAUUUCGAAAGAUAUUGGAUUUGUAUUGGUGAAGGAUUACUUGCGGUUGGUAAGGGAAAUCUUGGAGAAAGCAUUUUCCUUUAUUGGGAAGAUCCUUUUCCUAUACGUGACGCACUUUCUGUUGGUAUUUCAUCUUGGAAUCGUCCCGUUGUGUUCCGCUUCAUUGAGUUGACGCCUAUGCCGGAAGGACUUGUAUAUAGAACUAGAGAAGGAUGCAAUCGUGUUUGUGAUCUAUUUGUUGGGUCUAUUUAUAAUUUUAGUGGUUUCUUUUGCGAUACUUGUUUUGAGUCUUCUGAUGGUGCACUGUUUCCAUUCCAUGGUUGUCUUGUAUCAUCACUCAGCAGUCGUCUUGCUUUAGCUAUUAAAGAAGCGCAUUCUUUACAAACCUAUAGAGGUGGGUUGAUGCUUUCUUGUUUUAGAAUAUAUAACUCUUUCCACUUAGAUGUUGAUUAUAUCGUCCAAGGCCAUCGUCCUAUCUUUCUGCUGAAUACAAGUAAUUCAAAGUGCUUUACAACCAUCAAGAAAGACUUUGAAAAAUUGCCUAGAGUAGUACUUACAUCUUCAAUGAUGGUAGUAGCGAUGUUUUUGCAGCUCUUAUAUGGAAUUGGACUUGACGGAAAAUGCUUUUAUGACAUGAAAAGUAUGCAGAGUCUUCUGCAAGUUUCAACGAUGUGUCAUCAGUUUAUUCAAGAAUGUAAGGAGUUGCUGAAGGAAUGGGACUUGUUACACUUAUUUCCGGUCUUUGGUAAUAAUGUAUCGGAACAUGAUCAGGACCUGUCCGUGGAUAAGUCGUACGAACAUUGGAGACAACAUAUUAUCCGAUUGGUUCCAUCGCACUUAAAAGUCCUUCGAGAGACUUCUUGGUUAUCCGAUGUGAACUUGAUCAUUUCAGAUUCAGACGAAAUGUCACAUAUAAGGAAAGAAGAGGAUGAACUACAUCUUGAUAGGAACGCAGUUCAACAACCUGCAAUGAUUCCAGCUCAUCGUAUUAUUUUGGCAUGCCGUAGUUCCUACUUUCAAAAUAUGUUUUCAAAUGGAAUGCGAGAAACUUUCGACGAUAAUGUAAAGUUAAAAGACACCAAUAGGAUCUCAGUAGAGAGGAUGCUCAAAAUUAUAUAUUUUGACCGUUUAGAUGAUAUCGAAAUGAAUGAAGAAUCACAUUUUGAUUCCUUCCAGCUGCAUUAUUAUGAUUUAAGAACUGGAGAUAUGUUUUAUAAUAUGGAACUUGUACGAAUUGCAGCAAUCGGAUUAAAAAAACUUGUAGAUAAAUGGAAUGCUGGUAUAUUAGCCAAUCUUUCUCUAAAAUAUCGGAUUUAUGAUUUAUUUCAGACUGCUUCUUCGUUUAUUUGUUCACAUUUUGUGGAAAUUAUGGAGCAAAAUGAUUCUCUGCUGGAUUUGGAAGAAGAGUGCUUGUUAUCGAUUUUGAGCCGUAUUGAUCUAAUAUGUAGAAGCGAGGAUGACGUGUUGAGUCUUGUUCUCAAAUGGUUGAAACAAAAUUCCACAAACGAUAAGAUAACGAAAGAUGUAUUUUCCAUGAUUCGUUGGCCGUUCAUCAGUGCAGACUUGAAAGCUAAAGCUGAACUCGAAUAUGAGCAAGUUUUCUAUUGGGCUAAGGAAGUAAUAACAAAAAAAUCAGAGAAACAUUUGAGUCAACAUUAUUCACUGUCAGAUGACGGCUCAAACGAGUCUUCUGUUUUGGAGCAACGGUAUUCUGAUAGACAAUAUUCUUACGAUGGAGAUAUUGGCUUCUCUGAAAUUUUUGAACAGCCUCGUACCUUUGAUACUCGAAAUGUCCAAGUAAUUACUGUUCUUCCUUGUAGAUGGAUACCUCCGCGGUUCUUUUCAUUCGAAGAACGAGACAAAUGGAAAAGCUUAAGAAGAGACUGGUCAUUGCUAUAUGGCCAUGUACCGAGAUUAAAGAAGGGCGAAGUAUGGAUCCCAUUUAUUCCUACUCAACUUUCAUUAGGGGCACUUUUUUAUUUAAGUUGUCAUUCAAAGUAUCAGUUAGUGGGUACUCGGAUUAAUCCUCAUAAGCAUGGAGUGGUUAAGAUAUCUUCAUCUUCAGGUGCACGCUUUUCGAGGUUAGAAAAUCUUGUAGAAUCAGGAGCCAACCGUUCCAGUUUCGCGCUUCCCGACAGUUCAGGAUUGGCAUGGUUUUCUUUGGACUUUGGAACUAAGUAUGAACUGGCAUGUUCUGCUUACAGUCUAGUACAUGAUGGCUCUGAAAGUAAUUUUCUACGAAAUUGGUGUCUAGAAGGAAGUAAGGAUGGCACCCAAUGGUCGAUAUUGAAAGAACACAUUAAUGAUAAAAGUUUGCAGCAUCCUCUACAACGUUCAGUAUGGAAGAUAGACAAUGUUAUGUCACAAGAGUUUUUUAGGUAUUUUCGCAUUUUAGCAAGGUCACGAGGCUCUAGGUUAAACUUGGGCAACUUGGAGUUCUAUGGUCGUUUAAGAAGCAAUGAAAAACUGAAUGCAUGAAAGAAUAACGAAAAUUUAUUCGACUUU